GCUCAGACCAGUCUACGAUGAGCGCACAGACGAUCCGCAGCAGCUCGACCGCGACCUUGCUCGCCGACCUGCGCAAGCGCCGACUCGAACAGCGCCGCGACUUCCACCUCGUCCUCCUCACCGGACUCGAACUCGAACAGCGAGGACAGCUCAACGGAGGCUCCGACGACCAGUGGGAGGCCGCCGAGCAGGUCGCAGUCGCCGCCGUCGAGGGAGGCAACGUCGACCUCGUCCAGACCCUCGUCCUCCGCCUCGACAAGCACUACCGCGACUCGCAGCCCCACCGCGCCAACUACCUGCACGGCCUCGUCCUCGAGGUUCGCGGCGACCUCGACGGCGCGCGCAACUGCUACGAGCGCAAUGUACAGGACGACGAGACCGACGUCCCCUCUCGGAAACGCCUCAUUGCGCUCCACCUCUCGUCCCCUCUCGUCACCCUCCCCGAUCCCCCAACAAAGGGCUCGCCCUCGGCGUCCGUGCCGGCCUCGGCCCAGCCGUACCUCGCGGCGUCGCUCCACCAGCAAAAGGGCAUCUCGGUCCUCGUCCACUACCUCGACAUCUACUACACCGACCUCGCCGGCUGGCUCUCGCUCGCGACCGCCUACGCCCAACUCGCCCUGUACGCUCAGGCGCUCGCCGCCCUCGCGCACGCCGUCGUCCUCGCGCCGAGCGACCCGUGGGUCAAGCUCAAGUUUGCCGAGACGGCCUACACCCAGGGCGACGUCGCGCUCGCGUGGAAAGAGUUCUUGCGCGUCGUCGAGAUGAGCACUGAGGCGGGCGACAAGGAGCUCAAGGGCGCCGCGAGGAGGGCUGCCAUGGGCGCAAAGCUCUGCCUUCCUCGACUGCGCACGCCCGAGAAGAGCAAGAAGGCGAGCAAGGACGCCGACGCCCUCCUCGCGCCGGCCAAACUCGACGAGAUGGACCUCCUCCUGUCCAAGCUCCUCCUCGACGCGUACCACAAGACGGACGGCGCAGUCGGGGCGGGCGUCGUCGAGCGGUGGAUCGGUGGCGGGGCCGAGGCGGGACCGCGAUGA
This is a messenger RNA of Rhodotorula graminis WP1, 1034 nucleotides long. RefSeq lists its product as uncharacterized. Gene Ontology annotation, molecular function: protein binding. Bases 18 to 1034 code for a protein of 338 amino acids. The record is from RefSeq and is a predicted model, not a curated record. Lineage: Eukaryota; Fungi; Basidiomycota; Microbotryomycetes; Sporidiobolales; Sporidiobolaceae. The transcript is spliced from 5 exons. Gene Ontology annotation, biological process: protein folding in endoplasmic reticulum. Gene Ontology annotation, cellular component: EMC complex.